Messenger RNA from Pelobates cultripes (western spadefoot toad), 386 nucleotides. The record is from the annotation of a GenBank genome assembly. Lineage: Eukaryota; Metazoa; Chordata; Amphibia; Anura; Pelobatidae.
GCAUUAGGUAAGCCAUGGCAGAUCCAAGAUCGCUCCCUAAGACCUGGACAACUCCAACCACCGACACUCUCCACAUGGUGGGCGGAAAUAACUCUGGGGCAUCACCGGAUUCCUUGCCAGGCACUCCUCCUCGCCAGCCUCAUCGUUGGUCAACGAGGUCCUGGACAACCGACCACCCGUCCGUCGGAUGCCCCUGCCACUGAGUGUGGGGCCUACAGUGUAGAGUAAGCGGGUCUCCUGGCUCCCCACAAGCAUGGGUGACAAGGGCAGUUCGGGCCGCAAUAUGGGGUACCUUUAUUACUGUUAUUUGCAGAGCCACAGAGAGCAUGCCCAAGAGCCAGAGGUGUGAGGCUGAUGCUGAGUGCUUCCAGAACUUUAGAGCAAAG